Messenger RNA from Coccidioides posadasii C735 delta SOWgp, 570 nucleotides. RefSeq lists its product as uncharacterized. Lineage: Eukaryota; Fungi; Ascomycota; Eurotiomycetes; Onygenales; Onygenaceae. The record is from RefSeq and is a predicted model, not a curated record.
AUGGCAACGGAAGUGCAAUCGUUGUGUGUUUCCACCACCUCCACCCAUGUCAAGCCUCAACCUCCAGCCUUUGUCGAUGACCUCUUCACGCACUAUUCGUCGAUGGCUGCUGCAAAGGUAUCCCCUUCGCCUUCCGGACACACUGUAGGAGCCGCUGUCGCCACCUACCUCCGCCCUAAUCUCCUAAAACGGGGAAUCGACCGGCUUCGUCUAGAAUAUUACCGCUAUGAGGUCACACUCGGCGUCUAUGUCAUGACGCCCGGCGAGAAACUCAUCUUCAACUCCUUCAUCCUGGUCGUCCUAUCGCUCAUGGUCUGGGCUCUCUUCCUGUACUUUCCUUCGUUGUUAUAUCAGAAGCUCAGCCGACUGGACUGGCUCCUGACUGGCCGAGAUGGACCCAGUCCUAAUGUCACAUUCUCGUUGUCGAAUGGAAACGACAUGAGUCAAGCGAGGGGCUUUGGGGGAGAAGACGACGACAACGAAAUGGGUUUAGGUGUUGUAUGCGUUCUUUUGGAGUUUCAAAAAUGGCCUGAAAAAGAAGGAGAUACCCCUCUAAUGGUAGAUGUUUAG